CAAAAAUUAUUGGUACGAGUAUUUUUUACGUUUUUUUUUAUAGGAUCUAUCCAUCUUACGAUCUCGUCUGCAGACACAAAAACAAGAUCUUAAAUAGGAUCCCAAUUUUGAAAACUUGAUAGAUAUUAGAAACUGAGGACUUGGACCACUAUUUCUUGCAUUCAUCACCAUUAAUCCCAAUUCAUCCGCCAUGAGCUAGAUUUCCUCAAUCCCUAAUCAUCAGCUCCAUCUUUCACAAAAGAAUCCCCUUUUUCAAUCCAUCUGCCAUUAUCCUAUUACUGUCGGCCAAAAAAAAAAAAUAAUAAUAAUAAAAGAACCGACGGGAAACAGAGGAGGAGCCGCUGCCACUGCUGGGUCGUCGGAGUUUGUCCAUACCACCACGGUUAUCAAGUCGUCAUUUAAAAUGCACUGCGAUUCUAAGUCCCAAGAGUAUGGCCCUCCCUGGAUUAUGUUUUUGCAGCUCCAUCUACAUUCAUCUUAAUCCAGCCCUCCUGUGGUUUGUCCCAGCUGAUGUAUUUCGGCUGGCUCCUGUUCUCCGUGCGAGUAUUGGUAAGCUCCUGAGCCUCUACUGCUUGCUGAAUUAGCUGCUCCGGACGGGCUUUGAGCUUUCUGUCCAGCCUCUGAUGAACCUUCUCAUUCCUCGCUGUCCAUGCCCAGUGCACUACCUCUUGGGAGAGCACGGGCCAGAGUACGUUCUUGAUCCUUCCUAUGUCACUCUGCUUAACGUUCCAAUCCACCCAUUGAAUCAGGGACUUUGAUUUGAAGUCUCUCCAUCUUUCCCUUGAGACAAGUCCUCUCCGAAUUUUGUUGACCAAUCACAGUCUCUCAAUGCAUGCAGUGCUGUUUCAUUUCUUCUCCACAUACUUCACAUUUUCUGGAAGGAUGCAGAUGUCUGUAAUGUUUUUCUGCAUUAGUGAGCAAUCGUCCAUGCCUCACUCUCAACAGCAGCAACUUCCAUCUACUAGGGCCUUUAAAGGUUCCAUAUUCUUUCCCAGGCCAUGUCUUUCUCCUUGUUGUUUUGCUAAUUCCCAUGCAAAUCACAGGCUGAUGAUGUGGUGAAAUUCCCAUUUGCCUCUGGACUCCAAGUGAUUGUGUCUGGGUUAUCCAGCUCCUUGUAGACUGCUGUUGCUCUAGUCAGACACAGUGUAUUCUGGUGCAGAUAUUUGCUCAGGGUACUCCAGACCCAACCCAAUCUGAGUUUUUUUCUGCAAUGGCGCUUGAAUUGACUUGGUUGGUUACAUAAUUAUUCGUCUUCAUCCCAAUGGGAGCUCGCUGCUCUAAAUUAGGCUUUUGCUGGUGGCUUUCCAACCUCAAAUCCAACGUCCCUUAUUCCUCUGAUCUUGAGAAAUGUGGAGAAAAUGAAGGAUGAAACUGCCAGCAUUUAAAGAAUGCAGUUUAGAUGAGUUGAAGGUGGCAACUUCAGGAUUCUCAGUUGAAAACUUUUUAUCAGAACAUGUAGAGAAAGCUCCAAAUGUUGUCUACAAUUGGCAGCUUGAAGAUGAUGGCUCUUGGAUUGCUGUCAAACGUUUCAAUAAAUCUGCUUGGCCGGAUUCUCGGUAAAUUCCUGAUUAUUAUUACUUCUUUUCAGCAAGUCCCCAGCUAUAGUGAUUCACAAAUGUGAUAUUAUCUUAUUUAUGUACGUGCUUUGAUAUCAGCCAUACUACUUAGUUAGCCAUGAGUAUGGUAGAUGCUAUUCAGAUUUAAGAUUUGUUGUAUGCAAUUUGGAGGUUGAUAAGUCAGGAAACUUAUGAAGUAUCUUGUUUCUACCAAUAAUAUAAAGUCAAUUUCAUGUUUUUUUUUUCUUGCUCACUUUGGCUCUUACUAUUUUGCAUUUUCCUGCAUACAGCCAUGUUAACUCCCCUCCUUCACUCUUUUUUUUUUUUUUUCCUAAUGUUGAAAAUGAUCUGAGAGCAUGGAAAGAUAGCAAAAUCUAACCCCUGAUGACGCUUAUAAGUUUUGAGUAGGUACAUCAUUCGGAAAUUAAUGGAUAUCUUAAUUAAACCGUAAUGUAACCUACCCUUGAAAUUGCAAGUGUAGAUUGUAACCUGGAUGAAGUCCUCUAAUGUUGUGGUUCUUUAACAAGCAUAACACUUACUAUUUUUUUGUUUACAUGAUUACAUAUUUAGAUGAAAGUUUGCUCUAAUUUUGGUUCAAUAUUUUAUUUUGGUUUAUCUGUAACUAAAUUUCAUCAAAAACAAACAAAUUUAAUUCAUUAAUGAUCCAUUUUGAAUUAGUACAAAUUAUUUGACUAAACUGGGCAUCUCCGUCCUUUAUCCCAUCCUAGUUAAUUAUAAGAAAAUGACACAACUUGCUAGUGACGCAUGGGCCCUGAUGAGCAUCAACUUCGUUCCUCGAUCUGUACAGCAUCUGAUUAGGUGAAAGUGCAAGAGAUUAAUCUUUACCCAUAAACGACAGCUAACUUCUUCACGAUCUGUUGAAACCGUGUGAACAAUUUGAGCUUUUUGAACCUAUUGAACCCUUGGUCGCUGUUGUUUGGUUCCUCGUCAUUUCGCUUGUUUGUACCUCUGCCUGUUAGUCCCUUUUCUCACGUCGACCAUUGACUUUGAAGUCUUCGAGUGUGUGUGUGUGUGUAUAUAGAUAGAUAUAUGUGCAAAGGCUUGGGCAUGCGGCAAUGACGAAGGACGCUGCGGGAAGCCUCAUCAUCUCUCAGCCAGUAACUGCUGACGGUGCCGUGAUUAAGGACCAGAUCAUACGUUUUCUAUCUACAACUUCUUUUUGACGCACUUCCGUGGGAGUGUCUAGUUCAGUUUUGGGGUUUAGUGAAGAUUGACGACAAAACGUAUUUGACACCUCGUGACCAGCCUUUUGCUCUCCAGUACUACUUCAUCCGAGAAGCCAAGAAACUAUUAUGUGAAUAUAGGAAGCACUGUUUGAAGUACUCAAUACCCGUCGAUGAUCAUGAGAUUGGUCCCCCUGGUCGGGUUUUCCGCAGUGGGUUGCCCGAAUAUGCAGAAAAUGUGCAUGAUUACACUACUAGAGAGUAUCCUCAACGUGAUUAUGCGGUCGGCCGUGUCAGGUAUUACUGGGCGUUGCCAAUCUAUCAUCAUCCUACUCAGCACCUCCCCAUUGGUGUACUGGAAAUUGUAUCACCAACUGAUUUUAGCAGAAUACUUCGACGUCGGGCUCUGGAGAAGCUUCAGGAGAUGAAUCUGACAAUUACAGGUGUAAGCCUCCUUGCCAAAGUAAAUUCAUGUCAAGAUGGAGAAAUUGCUAGAAUUGAAAAAGUGCAGAACAAGGUGAGUGAAAUAUGUGGACUGGGUUAUGGUGGUGCUAAAACUUGGACUACUUUCGGAGAAAUACUAAGUUCUCGUGAAGGCGUAGAUUUUAUUCGGAAGGGACAAGGGGUAGUUGGGAGAGCAUUCUCGUCCAAAAGUGCAUUCUUUUGUAGGGAUAUAAGACAAUUAAGCAUAACAGACUACCCGUUGGUAGUCCAGGCACGAUCCUGUGAGCACUCUGCCUGUUUUGCAGUUUGUUUGCAGAGCUCUUGCUCGAACAAUUGCAUUUACGUUCUGGAGUUCUUUCUACCUACGAAUGAAGAAGAUGAAGAAGAUCCUAGGACAUUGUUGAACAGCAUAAUGGAGACAUUGAAAGAACAUCUCGGAAGUUCUUUUAAGAUUGCUUCAGGACAAGAACUGGGGCAGAAAUUGACUGUUGAGGUUAUAAAGGUCUCUCCAGAGGAUGGAUUUGGUUCUUUUGAAAUCUGCAGUACUACUGGCAUCGAAUGUACUCCUUGGCUUGGAGAAGUACAACGAGGAGAAGGAAUGAUGCAACUUGAUCUCUCAUCUCAACAAGUUGAUGCUGCAAAUGGUUCUAUGGAUGGUAUCCAUAACCAACAGAAUGGAAGUGUUGGAUCUACACCUAGGCUUGCAAAAGCACAAGGAGGAGAAGGAAUGAUGCAAGUUGAUUUUUCAUCUCAGCGAGUUGAUACUACAAAUGCUUGUAUAAAUGGUGUCCAUGGACAGCAGAAUGGGAUUGUUGGAUCUCCACCUAGACCAGAGCACACGCAAGGCUUUGACAACAUAUCAUAUCAAGAAUUAAAUCUUGCAGGAGUUGAUGUUAUUUAUGAACAGCAAAAUGGAAUUGUUAGAUCUUCAACCGGACAAGUGCUCAUGCAAAACAUGGUCAGCAUAGAACAUGAUGAACCAAUUGUGGAAGAUCCUGAAAGAGAAGGUGCUGGUAUAGAACAGAGGGACAAUGAAGUGACUAAUUUAAAAAUGCAAAAGCCCAGUUGUCCUUUAAAAAGUGAACUUGGAAUUACUCGUGAGGUUCUUGAACAAAAUUCUGCGAGGAAACUUGAAGAUGCUGCAAAAAAUAUUGGAGUUAGUCGAUCUACAUUGAAACGUAUAUGUAGGGAGUACGGUAUUAAGAGAUGGCCACCUCGUAAAGCAAGAAAGGUUAGUCAAGCACUUGCUGUACAGAAAACUGUUCAGCCUUCUACGGAAGAUGCUCAUGAACACCACCGGUCAGAUGCAACGAGGCUAGAAUAUGAUAAUGGCAUGUGGGUGAAGGCAGAAUAUCAAGGGCGCAUGAUAAAGUUCAGACUUCCAUUUUCUGCCCGUAAAAUCGAUUUGGAGGAAAACGUAGUACAGCAACUGAAUCUAGCCAUGGGAAGUUUUAUAAUUGAGUAUCAGGAUGAAGAUAGUGAUCGGAUAUGGAUAACAUGUGAUGAAGUUCUGAGGACGGCUAUGAGCACAUUAAGCUCAUUAGGUAGGACUACAAUCAAAAUGUAUAUUGUUGAGGACAGUCCAAAUAGGAGAGAUCAAUAGAUUUUUAGGAAUUAUAAACUGAAAAGUUUAGCAGGAGAGGAAUGGAGAGUUAGGAGCUCGGAAUGGAGCAAUAUUGAUAUCAAUAUUAUACUUUUUUUGUAUCCAUAUUAAUUAUUGCUGCACUGCAUGGCCAUAUUAAAGAGUAUGCUGAACUUUGGAUAUA
Molecule: messenger RNA, 4950 nt
Organism: Coffea arabica (coffee)
Lineage: Eukaryota; Viridiplantae; Streptophyta; Magnoliopsida; Gentianales; Rubiaceae
Source: RefSeq, a predicted model, not a curated record